UUAAAAACAGGUAUUGUGUUAUUAGAAAUAUAAAAUAUGCAAAAAAAUCAGAACAAUUGUCAUAAAAAUAAAAAAAUGACAAGUUUUUGACAAUUAUUAAUUUCAACAAUAAAAAAACAUGUACGUUAAAUUAGCAUGGAUUUUAGCCUCAAAUACUCGAAAUACAUUAUAAGUGGCGCUGCCUUGGUUUUAGCGAUUCUUGGCCUUGUCAUGUUUUCAGUCGGGUUAAGCUGGCUAAUCAGCAUCGCAAAUUGUGGAAUCUUAGUCGAAUCAAUAAUCAGAAACGCUUCAUUGACUCUAAUUACAGGCGCAAUUAUAGUUGUUAGUUCUUGGGUAGGCUUGACUGCAAUUAGACGAAAAAAUCUAGCCCUACUAGUCCUAUACGGGGCUGUGCUAAUGUCAAUCACAGCUUUGGAAUUGAGCGUCGGAAUUUAUGAUUUUCUAGACAAACACAAAGUCGACGAGCAAGUCCCGAAGUAUGCGACCAAAAUUGAUAGGAACAUUCAUUUGGCGUUCAACAAGAACGACUCCGACGCGAAAAUGUGUCUGAAAAAUCUACAAACCAAAUUAAAGUGUUGCGGGGCUCAUGGACCUAGCGAUUACGCCCUCCACAAAGUUAAGCAAAUUCCAGAAAGCUGUUACGAAAGAGCGGAAAGUAAAACAGAUCCGUACCCGCAUGGUUGUGCCCAAUUAAUUGCAGAUUUGCACAAAUAUGAUUUGAAAUUUUCGGCCAGUUUUAGCGUCAUUGCUGCUAUUUUUGCGGGAGUUGGUACUGUUUUCGUGUUUCUGUUGUCCAAGAAAAAAUUGCAGCAACUAGAAGUGAGAGUCUAUGACGAAUAAUUUUUUUUAUUAUAAUUUAAUUAAAAACGGAUUAAAUAAUAAUAAUUUCAUUUAAUCUUUCUCACUAUCUCUACUAUUGUAUCAGUUAUCAAAACGCUACCUCUCGUCUUUAUCAGUUCAAAAAUCCGUUGUAGCACAGCAUUUGUCAAU
This is a messenger RNA of Tribolium madens (black flour beetle), 990 nucleotides long. RefSeq names its product 23 kDa integral membrane protein-like. The record is from RefSeq and is a predicted model, not a curated record. Gene Ontology annotation, cellular component: membrane. Lineage: Eukaryota; Metazoa; Arthropoda; Insecta; Coleoptera; Tenebrionidae. The transcript is spliced from 5 exons. Bases 136 to 840 code for a protein of 234 amino acids.